Messenger RNA from Physella acuta, 2239 nucleotides. RefSeq names its product arrestin domain-containing protein 17. NCBI's taxonomy places the organism in Eukaryota, Metazoa, Mollusca, Gastropoda, Physidae. Gene Ontology annotation, biological process: protein transport. The record is from RefSeq and is a predicted model, not a curated record. Gene Ontology annotation, cellular component: cytoplasm.
UGCCAAUUUUGGCUGAGAAAUUAAAGUUAAACAAAAGGAAAUAUCUUUCUAAGAAAUUCUAAUUAUGGUGAUAGUUUUAUUUAACAACUGUAUUUACAACGAAAAAACCAAAACGCAUUCAGUUAUGAAAGUUCAUAGGUAUGGAAUGCUUUUCAGUUGAUCUAAAAAUAGAAUUUUAAACUGGAUUUGAAAUCAAACAAGAAUAACAAGCAACAGGCUUUAUGUGGUUUUUCACUUGUUGAAAUGUGGCGAGAUCACUCCGCGAACUCACUAUGAUAUGCUGCGGGACAAAUAGUCCCUUACUUCCGUUUCAUGACAAGAUGACCAGCACCGCCAUCUUGGAGCUGAGUCUGGAGCAGGCUGACCUCGUCUACUACUCAGGUGAUCGCAUCAGGGGGGCGCUCAUCGUGCACGUGGCCGCCCCAGUGACCAUAGCAGGGGUCGAGCUGAGGUUCCGCGGGGCAGCGAGGGCGAAAUGGCGGGAGAUUGGCUGGAAGACGGAAGUGGAACACGAGAAGGAGGAGAUCUACUUUGAUGACAGGUUCUGCCUCUGGGGGAAGGUUGCAGAUGACGGGCGAUGGGAAAGUAGAGAAGUGCUCAACAGAGGCAGACAUCUUUUUCCAUUCCAGUACAAGUUGCCGGAAGGAAUACCAUGCUCUUUUGAGGGUCCGGAGGCAAGCAUACGCUACACUGUUCAUGGCGCCUUGACUAGAGUUGCUGGCCCUAACAUCACUACUCAGAAAACUGUGACUGUCUUAAGGGACUUGGACUCUAAGAGAGACAAUGAGAAAAAAUCACCAUCAUCACGUCAUGUAUUGGAGGACCAUGCUGAGCGCACAUUCAGCACGACGUGUUGUCGACCUUCUCGAGUCUCCUGCUCACUCUGUGUACUCAAACGCUCAUAUGUUCCAGGGGAAACAAUCCAUGCUGAUGUACAAAUCCACAACAUGACGAUGAGAAAAUCUGGCUCAUGCAGACUGCAGCUUAAACAACUUGUGACCUAUGGAGAAAGUCACUGCCGGCCUAUUCUACUUCUUGACUUAGAGUUCCAUGAAAGCAUUAGACCUGGCCAAAGACGACAAUGGAAAAACCUGAGCCUUAUCGUCCCAUCAACCUGUCCUUCUAAGCUGAGCAAAUGCAGAGUUAUAGAUGUUAGAUACUGCGUAGCCAUAGAAUGUCAGUUCUCAGAUUCAGUUCUUUACGCCGCUGUGCCUAUAACUAUAGCUACUGUUCCAGAGAGAGGCAUCAUCCCAGUCAGGUGGUCUUACCAAGAAUGCUCAACUGAUUACGGUGAAGAGGAAUCCAAGCAAACCAUUAAAAACGAUGUGUUUCACCCUAGGUACAAAUUUUAUGAGGAACUAAAAGAUAUUCGGAAAGACAAAUACUUUGUUUUAAAACUGCGUCAAAGUCCAGGGAUGAAAAGGAGAUUGCUGACUACUGAAGGAGAAAGCCGCACAGAUUCAGAUGCUGUAAACGAAUCAAAAGCUUAGGAUUAAAACCUUCAUUUAAAAAUUAAAAACAUUUUCUGUGUAAACAAAUAAAAUCAUUAAUAAUCAUCUUGUUGUGAUGUGAAAAUUAAAAUAUUGAAUUAAAAUCUAGCUAGGCUAUAAUUAAAGAAAAAAAACAACAGUUUUAAUAAAGCAUUCCAGUUAUAUUAAAUUAAAUGUGUAAUGUCAUUUGCUGAACACAGAAAUAAAUCUUUGCUGUGUUUUGUAUUAGUUAAGAUAAAAACUCAAAAGUCAGAGGAAUUGAAAGGGCUUUGAAAAACCAUGUAGCUAAACAAUUUUGCAUUUCUGUUAUAAAACUGUUUAUGAUAAAUAUAAAUAAUUCCUCAAAAACUAAAUUGAAAUAGAAAUUAAUGCCAAAUAUAGUAUUUAUAAACUAUGACAUAUUUUUUGUUGUUGCUAAAUAUUAAGUUUUAAAUGUGCAGACUAGGGAUGUGAAAAAAUAUGUAUGUUCAAUACGUUUGUAGAACAUCAGCUAGAAUAAAAAGAUUUCACUUUCAUGUAUGAAACACAUCAAAUAACUAAACCAGUAUUGUUAACCUUAUGUGUUCAAAUUUUUCUUCUGCAUAAAAUAUUUUUAAUUUCUUCGAUUUCUUGUUUUUAGUUCUUUUAUGUUAGUUUAAUACAUCUUUAUAUUUUUAAAAUUUAAUUAAUAUAUUUUUAAAGAUAAAUUACUAUAUUUUUAAAAUUUAAUUACAUUUUAGUUCUGCUUUGAUCAAAUAAGAUUUUAAAAA